CUAAAAAUGAUUCUGUAGCUGCCAAGGCAUGCAAGAAUUUCCGAUAUUACAAAUGCAUGACUCGACUCUAUUCUUGUCUAUGAUUCGACUCUUUACAUUGCAUCUCCAGUCGGCUUGAGAAUCAGUUUGGCAGAAGGCUCAAAGCAAGAGUUCCACUGGCGUCUGAAGCGAUUCAUCAAAAGGUUAAAGUCACAAACUUCUUGUUGUUGUGAAAGAAACUACUAAAGACUACAGAUUACACAACAGUUUUGUGUCUACGCCACCAUGUGUGACGGAAAAGACAAACUUCGACAGAGACUGAAAGAAAAGAGGGUCAACGAAGGUUUGGGAGAUAUACCGGAUGAUCUAUUCGAGAAGAAACCUCGUCACGAAAUGACCCAAGAAGAGAAAACCAAGACUGCAGAAAGACGAAAGAAAAACAAAGAAGCUGCAGAAAAAAGCCGAAAGAGGAAAAAGGAGGAAUUUGAACGACUUCAGCUGGAGAACGACCAGUUGACGCAAGAUAAAUGCGAUCUAACAGCACUAAUCCAAUCACUGAAGGAUAAACUGCAAGAGCAGAGACAGACUAACGAGAGACUGCAGCUGACCAACGAGAGCCUGAAGCGAUGGAUCGCCAAGAGGGCAAACGAACUGGGACUGGGGAAGCAUUUCUACAAAGACCUCAAGAACAAACAACAGAAGCACCAGCACAGUACAGCGCACGACGCCGGCGACAGCAUGGACUCCAGCGACUCCGUCCUUCGCGGGGAUCCGUCCUUUGGAAGCCACAGUUUACAAUCCGACAAAGACAAUGGCAAUACGAGGCUGCAGGCGUCUCCUAGGACAAUGAGCUCAACCGAUGCUCUUCCUGCUUCGCCGGGAAACGCGGAAAGCCCUACCCACGUAAGCUCCGCCUCCGCGCGAGAUCUCCCAGCAUCCUGUAUCACAGAGCCGUCUGACGUGUCGUCCACGUACAACAACGUCCCGCACGAACCAAGAUCCCCCGACCAAACUUGCGAUGGUGAGCAGAUUGUGGUGAGCGGCCACGUAGAGCAUGGUGAGCAAGGCGAUGUAUACUAUGAACAUGUAGGCGAAGAAGAAGUGGUGUACCUGACACCUGGCACCAUACUAGUAGUGCACGACGAUCCACAGGUGCCGUCGGUGACCAGCAGCUCCUCUCCGCAACACCCGGAGGGGUCAGAGGUCGUCAGCAGCAUCUCGAAGGCCAUGGCAGUUCUCAACGGGGACGUUGGUGACGCCGUGGCCAGCACCGUUAAUGUCAGCAGCGCCAGUCACGUUGACACAGAGGUCGCCAUCGAGACUCUACUAAGGCAAGGCUAUAAAGUCGAGAUGCCGAGUGCAGGAGUUCUUAGGAAGAGCGGGAAGAGAGAAGCCCACGGUGAGGAGAAUGUCGUCCAGGUGGAGCUGGACCACAACUACAGGACUGUCCCAGUGGGCCUGGCUCCCCAGCUUCCUGCCACCACAGGCGUGGGGGCUGCUCCCCCCGGGACCGGGGUGCAAGUGACGGCUGGUUCUCAACAGUUUCGCAUGAUUCCGAUCAGUGAGAGCCAGUACUUAACUCUCAACAUGCCGGUCACAGUGUGAGGUCAAGCAGAUGAACCGUGCGCCUGACCUGACCAGGACCAUAAUUAAAGCUGUUUGUAGUAGAAUCUGAAAACUUUUUAUCAUCUUAUAUCUUGGCUAUCACAUCGACUGCCAUUGACCUGUACCUAAAGGCAGUCUUAAUUAUUUUACUAAAGUUCGGAAACUGUUUGAAGGCAUCAGCUGCCUCAGUAAUCUUAUUUUAAAGAAAUCAAGGUGGAGAAAACUUUGAGUCAGUUUGUACUUGUAAACAUGUAUCGUUGUGAGUGGAGUGAGAGGUAAUGCAUUUUGUUUUAAUUUUGGAGUUUCAGAAGAAAAUGAUUUGUUUCAUUGGUGGCCAAGGCUUUCCCUCUUGUGUAGUUUAUUGAGAGAUAAUACUCCAAGAGAAGGUAAGCCAAGAAGGCCUACAACUUUUCUGAACGCCUUCAACUGCUUUUGAGACCAAAAUGGUUGUCAUUUGAUCAAAAAUUGACCUGAACCUUCAUUAUCAAUUGUCUUGUUUGACAUUACAUCCUUUGACAUGAACUUUCUUUCUCUCUGUCUUUACUUUUUCCUUUCUUUCUACCUUCUUUUAUUCCCUCCUUUUUUCUAUGUGGUGUUUUAUCAGCUCCUAUUUCCCGUUACAAUUUUUUAAUCUGUCAUUUGACUUAAAUGUUAACAUAUUAAAUUAUGUACCUAGUGUUCAUAUUUGAAUAUCUGUACUUGUAAUGUUUUCUCUGUGUAAUGUUUUAUUUUCUUUCGAUGCUGACAGAUUUUUAAAUGUCAAAUAUUUUUUGUUAACUGUGUGUUUUGUUUUCGGAAAGUUACUAGCAUAUGUUACAUCAUGCUUAGGGAUAAAUGUAUUUUGACAUAAUGUAAAUGGCAUAAGAAAAUAAGAAAAUAAGUGAAUAGUUUAAGUGUAGUACAGACCUUCCUCUUUGUUGACACUGAGCUGGUGCAGAGAGAAGACAGAAAGCAUCUAGCUGCAUUGACUUGAAUAUGAAGAUGAAAUUUGUUCAGGAUAGCAUUGCCAUGAAAUAGUUGAAAUGCUAAUGUUAUGAAGUAUCUUUUAUAAAUAACCUCGACAAGAUGUUUAAAAGGGAGAUUUAAAAUUUAAUAAUAAAAUUACUGAUUACCUGCGCACAUUCCUACGGAUUAUAUACAUGUAUUUUUAUGUAAACAUUUCUAUAGAAAUCUUUGAAUGUUAUUUCUCAGUUAGAAAGUAAUGUAGUUCAAAUGGUUUUUUUUUUUAAAUUUAUGUUUACAUAUCUUUUGUCAGCAUCGGAUUUAAACGUUUUCGCUUUUUUUCCGAUGACUGUUGGCCUGCUGUAGGUUGGCCUCACUUUUCUAGCAGGCCAGACAGUAAAAAUUUCACAAUAUCUAGGCAAUGGCAAGCAUGGUCUUAUCUGCCCCGGGGACGGGGUGAAAGAGAGAGACAAAGAAAAGAAAGAGUAGGAAAGAAACAGCUGGAGAGUUAUAGCUGGCGAGGUACUUUUUUUUCAUAGUUAAAUUUUUAAACAUUGUGAAUAGAUGAGAUAAGUAAUUAUCCCUGCUUUGAGUACAGUAUUGUUAUAGCAUACAACUGUUUGUGUUGUUAAGUAGUUAGUGUGUUUGUCUUUUUCUGGAUGCGUGAAAUUGUCUGCCUUGCUCAUUUUAUAAUCAAAUCGACCCGCCGUAGAGAUAAUGAGCUUAGAGCAAUGUUUUCACUUUAUGUGCAUUACCUAUGAUCUAGUUCUGUGAUGAUAGCUCUUGAAAAAUGUACCCUUUCCACUUACACCUAGAAAUAGCUGGCUUUGUCCAGUAUAGAUACAAAGAGAGAAGUUAACCAGUUUUCUCGCAAUUCAGAUAUGUGUAAAAGAUUAUUGUAUCUCCGCAACAAAAUUUGAAUUUCUUCUUUACGCUUCUGUAAACAUGAGUUAUCCGUGGAUAUGGCCUAAACCAUAUUUUGCACCACUCUUUUUUUUUUUUUUUUUUGCCGCUUGCUGUGUCUCCCACCCAACCCCAGCCACCACCCUUUUCCCCUCGCGGAGAUAAAGAAGGUGAUAUGGAAUGUUAACAGAGUAGUCUCCUCACGCUCAUUCAUCUGCUUUCUAGUUGGCUAGGGGGCGUCGUCUGUGACAUACACUAAGAGCACCCGGACGUAGGUCCUCUUCCUUUCAUCAAGUUUUGCCAAACAGGGAUUUCCCCCAGCAGUGUGUCACGUGUCACUGUGUGUGGGGAGGGUUGGGGGACGGGAAUGUUGGUGCGAGAGACGUUUGAAAACUGAGAAGUUUUUAGCAUAACGUCUCAUCGCACCGAUGUUAAGAUGUAAAAAAAUUUAAAGUAUGGUUCAAAUCUGGAUUUUAAAAUGUGUUUUUCCGUACCAACGUAUCUGAUUACAUUGCCAAAAAACUGCACAGCGUUGUUAAACUUUGUUAGCAAUGUAAAGUAAGGGGUGUGUCUUAACUCUUAUCUUUUUAUUCAUCUUUACUGGCCGGUGCACCAUUACCUUCUGCGCCGGGGACAUGGCUAUAAGUGCUUCUUGAUAAGAUGACUUGCUUGAGUGAAAAUAUAUAUAUAACAUACUCUGCAGAUAUGUCGUUCACAACUUAUCGUCCUCACCCAGGCAUGGCUUAAGGGGAUCUUAGAAAGUUGUGCUUGAUAGGCACCUUUGCUAACAGUGCCGGAAGUAUGGACAACAAAUAAGCGAUAUUUUCCACACAUUGGAGUGGUACAACUGAGUCAUUUUCCUGAUACAUUAAAUAAUUCAUCCUCCUGCACAAGGGAACCACCUGUUAUUUUAGGAAUUAAAAUUGCUGUGAUGCAAAAAAUAUGGUUAUAAUUAUACAUAUGAAGAGUGAAUGUCUUAGUAGAACCCUAUAUGAUGGAAGCAAAUGGAUGGUGAUAUAAUUGUUGUCAAGGUGCUGUGUGUACUCAAGGAAACCAGCACACCUUGUCCUAGAGGAAAAUAAAGAAUACAAAAAGUU
Pomacea canaliculata is the source of this 4526-nucleotide messenger RNA. RefSeq lists its product as uncharacterized. Gene Ontology annotation, biological process: regulation of transcription by RNA polymerase II. NCBI's taxonomy places the organism in Eukaryota, Metazoa, Mollusca, Gastropoda, Architaenioglossa, Ampullariidae. Bases 265 to 1584 code for a protein of 439 amino acids. Gene Ontology annotation, molecular function: DNA-binding transcription factor activity; DNA binding. The record is from RefSeq and is a predicted model, not a curated record. The transcript has 4 exons.